UGUGAGAAGGAUCGACUUCAUAUAUAUCUCCAGUCAUUUCUCUCUCAACAGACUAGAUUUGUCUCGUCUUCCAUCUUCUUUUUACGUCGACUGUAAUUGUCUUUAGUAGUCAAAAUAGCAACAACAGGCUCAUUGUUUUGGAGACCCUAUUAUAAGAACGGGCAUCUUCUAGUGUCAAGUUAAUUGCUGAGAUACGCAGUAGACAACUGAAAACUAGUUGCCCUAGAAAUCCCCAAGGUCUUUAAGGGCUCCAAUUAGUUACUUUUUCCUUUGUUCCUGUUUUUUCCUUUUGAGAAAAAGGGGGCCUGUAGGUGCUAUGGACAGGAAAGUUAUCGGAGGCCUCGUUAACAGUAUUUCUCGGCUUAUUCAUCUGGUAGCUUGCCAGACCGGUAAAACUCCAGUUGUAAAAGACUUCAGGAAUAUAGUUGACAUAUUAAAGCUACUGAAGCCCAUACUUGAUGAAGCCUUUGGCUCUCCGAUCCCUUCGCAUGAACAACUUGUUAAAGCAUUUGAGGAGCUUGACGAAACUGUUAAUGAAGCUAGAGAAUUCAUGGAGAGGUUGCCUCAGAGGAUGAGCAAGAUAUACAGUGUUCUACAAAGUGGUCCAAUACUGUUGAAAGUACAAAGAUCAUCAAUUGUUAUAUGCCAAAUCUUGAAUAAAUUGUUACAGUCCUCUUCAUUUACUACACUUCUAUCUAGCAUCCAGCACUGCAUGCAGGAACUUCAAUGCGCAGAGCUGGAACCAGUAACUGAACUAAUUGAGAAUGCUCUCAAAGAUCUGAGAGAAAAUGUAAUUCCUAGCUUAGAAGAUAUCAUAAAGAUUGUGGACACUAUUGGUUUGGCAUCAAAUCAAGAACUCCUGAUGGAAAGUGUAGCUCUGGAAAAGGAAAGACUAAAGCUCGAGCUCAAGCAGAAGUCUGAAGAAGCAGUUAUUAUGAAUCAGAUCACCGAUCUUGUCAACCACAUUCGCUAUUGUGUUGCUAAACUCGAACAAUUUGGUUUUAUAAAUGGGAUUCCAAUUCCUUCACAUUUUCGGUGUCCUCUCUCUUUGCAACUAAUGCUGGAUCCAGUAAUUGUUGCCUCAGGACAGACAUAUGAAAGAUCUUUUAUACAGAAAUGGCUUGAUAACGGUUUAAGAGUCUGUCCAAAGACGCGUCAAACCCUUGUUCACACAGAAUUAAUUUCAAACUACACAGUGAAUGCAUUGAUUGCAAGCUGGUGUGAAGAGAACAAUAUAAAGCAAUGCGAUUCUGUACGAUUAGAUCAAAUCACAAAUCCUUUCUUAACAAAUAUUUCGCACAAAGAUUCAUUCUCCGGAUCCUCAGUUAAGUAUUUUGAUCGCUCAGAACAGCAGAGACAUAAGAUUUCAUCUGGAUGUGUCGAAGAAAUUACAGCAGAAAUGACUAAAUUGCAGAAAAGUGAUUCUCUUGAAAAGAAGAGCUCCCAUAGUGAAAGUGAAUCCAUUACAAGUGUCAUUUCCAGCAUUGGGCAAUCAGCGAAGCUUGAUGAAAAAGCUAGGGGAGAAGUCUCCUUUCCAUCAUCCUCUCCUUUGAAUAAAGAAAUAGGUUUUUCUUCAUGGUUUUCUCCAAACCAGGUUUAUCGCUGUAAGAGCGAGAAUAGCAAUAACAUCAUGAAUCUCUCUUCACUUUGCUCUCCAGAAUUCAAUGAUCUUACCACCUCUUUGCAUGUUCAGAAACUAGUAGAGAACCUAAAGAGCCAAAAUCCAGAAGCACAAACAGCUGCUGCAUCAGAGCUAAGACUUCUUACAAAGCACAACACGGAAAACCGUGUACUGAUUGCGAAAUGUUGUGCUAUUGUUCCAUUAGUCUCACUACUCCAUUCCACGGUAAAAACAGUUCAGGAAAACGCUGUUACAGCUCUGUUGAACUUAUCCAUUGAUGGGAAUAAUAAAGUUCUCAUAGCAGAAGCAGGAGCUAUCGAACCACUUAUUUAUGUGUUGGAAUGUGGGACCAUGGAGGCCAAAGAAAACUCAGCAGCAGCUCUCUUCAGCCUCUCUGUAUUAGAUGACUAUAAAGUCAAAAUCGGCCGUUCGAAUGCGAUUAGGGCACUAGUCAAUCUAUUAGGCUCGGGAAGCCCUAGAGGGAGAAAAGAUGCUUCCACUGCUUUAUUCAAUCUCUCCAUAUGCCAUGAGAAUAAGGCAAGGAUGGUUCAAGCUGGUGCGGUUAAGUACCUUGUUGAGCUUAUGGACCCAAGCAAAGGAAUGGCCGAUAAAUCAGUGGCUCUAUUGGCGAAUUUGUCGACAAUACCUGAAGGCAGAGUGGCUAUUACACAAGAAGGUGGGAUUCCUUUGCUUGUUGAGAUAGUUGAGACUGGUUCUCAAAGAGGAAAGGAGAAUGCAGCUUCAGCUUUGCUGCAAAUGUGUCUCCAUAACAACAGAUUUUGUUGUCUGGUUCUGCAAGAAGGAGCCGUGCCGCCUCUUAUUGCCUUGUCUCAGUUUGGAACACCCAGGGCCAAGGAAAAGGCACAGCAGAUUCUCAGUCACUUCCGAAGUCAGCGCGAGGGGCUCGUGCGGAAGGUGAAGACAUGAUCUAUUCUACGAAUUUUGUUAUCUUUCUUAAAAAUUGUUCACAUCACUAUGUGCUGAGUGUGAAGUUUGAUAACUUGGUUUCGUAUGCUGUUGAUCCGAGGCUAGAGAUUCUGAGUCCUUUGAGCAAGAUAAAGCUCGGGUAAACGAGUAGAGGAAACUUACUGGGUAUGAGAAGAGUUUUGAGAUAAGAUGGAUUGUGUUUGGUCCAUAGUUUAGCAUUGUGAAUAUGUACAUAGCCGCAGAGCACUGUGUUGUUGUGUAUUCCAUAUUUGUAGUUUUCCUCAUUAUUAGGAGGUCGUCAGCUCUUUUACUGUUUAUUUUUCGCCUGGAGAAUUUUGAGAAAAACAAAGUAGAUUGUCAAUUAAAGGUUUUUUUUUGUUUUUUUUCUCAUUUCAUGAGGAUUAAUUAACAGACGAAUAAAUUCUUCCGGUA
This is a messenger RNA of Ananas comosus (pineapple), 2980 nucleotides long. RefSeq names its product U-box domain-containing protein 3. Gene Ontology annotation, cellular component: cytoplasm; nucleus. Lineage: Eukaryota; Viridiplantae; Streptophyta; Magnoliopsida; Poales; Bromeliaceae. Gene Ontology annotation, biological process: protein ubiquitination. Gene Ontology annotation, molecular function: ubiquitin-protein transferase activity; protein binding. Bases 317 to 2548 code for a protein of 743 amino acids. The record is from RefSeq and is a predicted model, not a curated record. The transcript has 5 exons.